AUGGCGGCCCCCACGGCCCUCUGGGUCGCGGAGCGGGAUGAACUCUGGCGCGGGCGGCGGCAGCGGCGGCGGCUGCGCUGGGGCCGCGGCGCGGUCCCGAGGGGGCAGUCCCGGAGGGGAUGGCUUUGCCCCGUCGGCGCUGGGGACUCGAGAGCAUUGGGAUGCUGUCUAUGAGAGAGAACUGCAAACUUUCCAAGAAUAUGGAGAUACAGGAGAAAUCUGGUUUGGAGAAGAGAGUAUGAAUCGGCUAAUAAGGUGGAUGCAAAAACGCGAGAUUCCAUUGGACGCUUCAGUGCUUGAUAUUGGAACUGGAAAUGGUGUUUUCUUGGUUGAACUUGCAAAAUUUGGAUUUUCUAAUAUUACUGGAAUUGAUUACUCUCCUUCUGCAAUACAGCUUUCUGGAAGUAUUAUAGAGAAAGAAGGUUUAUCUAACAUUAAGUUGAAGGUAGAAGACUUUUUGCAUCUUUCCACAGAGCUGUCUGGAUUUCAUAUUUGUGUUGACAAGGGGACUUUUGAUGCCAUAAGCCUUAAUCCUGACAGUGCAAUUGAGAAGAGGAAGCAAUAUGUGAAAUCCCUCUCCAGGGUGUUGAACGUCAAAGGCUUUUUCCUAAUAACCUCAUGUAAUUGGACCAAGGAAGAGUUGCUAAACGAAUUCAGUGAAGCUUGCAUUACCCAGAGCUCUUCAUCCAGUGAGUUGCAAGCGUGACAUUUGCUGUGUUUUCAGCACCUGCCAACUUGGAAACCAGGGUUUGUGCUCAGGACUUAGGCUUACAACCCACACUUUGUGGUGCACAAUGCUGUCCCAGCUGGCAUGCUUCGUACCUCAAUGGUGCUAGACGUUUGGUUACAAAGCUGUGCAGAUUCACAUGCGCUGAUUUCAAUAGGCAUUCCGCUUCAAGCUGCUUUCAACUCUCAUUUUGUAUCAAAGGAGUUAGAUUGGUUUCAUUAAAUUCACUGCCAUGGUUAUUUUUCAAUGAAAAUACAUUUGUUUUAUUUAGUUCUUGCAUCAAAAAGUAACUUUGUCUUCAAGAACCGAAGUGCCUCUUAAAAAAGGUGUGUAUAUAGAUAGGGGAGAUACCUCUCUAUGUGUAGAUAUUACUACUUACCUACCUACCUACCUGUCUGUCUGUCUGUCUAUCGAUAUGAGAGAGAUUCCAGCCAGAGCUAUAAUUCCUUGUCAUCAGUGGAAAAGUUUCAGAACACAAUAUAAAAGAUCAGAAAGGAAAGAAUGGAAGGAUUAGUGUGUCCUAACAUGCAUGUGUGGGUAGGGCUGUUAGUUGUAGCUGGCUCAUAGAUGAAUAAAAUCUACAUUAGAAAAUUGUCCCCAUAGUAGAUUCAGAGUUUUGGCUUUUAUCUGUAACCAAAAACUUUCCAUAUCUUCCAAAGAAAUGUAUUUUGCUAACUUGUUUUCCAUAGCCAGUCUUUUUGAAAAUGCUUCAGGUGGACUUGGUGGUGUUUGUCUUCCCAUCAUCUAUUAUAAGCAACUUUAAAAGGUCCUGCUUUAUAAAAGAUCUUUUCAGAUUUAGAAAGGACAGUGUGAAAUGUGAAUGACUGGCUUUUAAUACAGCAGUUGUGACAAAGAGGCAGUGGCUUUUGGAAGCCGAAUAAAGGGGUUAAUACACAUCUGCGUACUGUGCUGUUGGGUCCAAUGUAUAACAAGUUUGAUGUUUGUUUCAUUCACUUUAUUCUAAAAAAGAAUAUACUGUGUUAUUCUCAGAGACAAACUAGUUUAUGACUUUUUAGUGGUGAGCUCUUUUUACAGCUAUAGGCACACACAGAUUUGAUGGGUUAAACUGAACACCAUUGACUGGUACUUGAUCAGACUUCAAAGCUUAGCUCCUUGUUGCUUGAAUAUCACAUUCAUCUGCUUCUAAAGGCACAAAAAUAAAACACCCACUAACUACCUAGGACACUCCUUAGUGCAUAUCAGAAUCCAACCUUUACCCUCCUCUGCACAAAUGUGCUUAGGUGAAUACUUUAUUAGCUUGUUGAUACAAGUUAUAGUUGGUUACACCCUUUCUUAAUAAAAUACACCCUUACUGUCUCCUCUUGCUUAAGAGCUUUACACUUGGAAUAGGGCAACUCUGUAGUAUAGAAUGUAAUUCAGUUUAAAUUCUCCCAGACAGUUUUGAGGAGACAUGAUGGAUGCGUGCUGUACGCACAGGUGUUCCUCCCUUUGGUGGUUCUGCUUUGAGAGGGGCCAGGAGAGGCAGUAUUGCUGUGCUCUAUCCCUGUUUCAUUUAUCUGUCUUGGAGGGAGACCGUAUGGGAUCCCUGCAUUUUAUAGUUCCCAGGUGUUCGUGGCUUACCCCAGUUAGUGUUGGUCAAUGAUAAUGGAGAAGGUACAAGUGAUCAUUUCAGAUUAUUUAUGGAUUUAUUCCUAAAUUGACUUAUGAAUUUGUGUUUAGUUGCCUGGUAGUGCUCUAAAUCUGGUUUUGCUUUGGUUUUGACCUUUAAGGAUUGAACAAAGGUAGACACCCCCCCCCCCCAAUACAGCUUACAUUGUUUUACAUCCAGAGUUCAACUGCAUUUAUUUUUGCGCUUCUGAAUUGAGCAAAACUCUAAUAUAAAACCUUUGGGUAGGACUUCUUAAAUAAUAAACAACUAUGUAGUAUACAGCCUUAAAGAGUGGGGGUGUUUUAGAUGUAUAGGACUUAACUGCAUAAUGUGGAAAGAGCCACAUAGUAUCUGGAAGGUAAAGUGAUCCAGGCCUUAAUGUAUAUACCGGUUAGCUUUUGGAGAUUCAAAUUAAGUACAUGAGAAAUAGCCAUUCAUUGGUUCGUAGCACAACUCCUUGAGCAGGUAUUUUAGUUUGUGCAUUUGCAAGAAAGCCUCAGAACCAGAAAAACAGGCUGCUUUAGGUUGGAAAGGAGGCGUUGCAGUAAACGGGCUUGCCAUAACCACAAUCCUUGGAAUUUUCUGAGACUAAAAUCAUCCCGAAAGAAACAAGAAUCAUGGUUGCAAUAAUUGUCUCCGGGCUCUGGACCCCUGCAUUUUAUUUUCUAUGUUGACCUGAUGAACUAGUAAUUGUAGGAAUAAGCUGAAUGUUUGCCAGCAGGAGUCACUCUAGGCUUCCUAAUAAAAAGUAAAUUAAACUAUAUUCUUAAAGCUCUCAAAGGCCGAGGUGACACUGUGAUAAAAUGGCAUUAGGGAAGUGUAGCAGUAUUCUCAAAUUAUCCCUUGUACCUUUCUUUGUUUAACUUAGGAAGACUUAGUUCUUGCUCCUUUCAAAAUUGGCCCUUGAUAAAUUCUUUUAAAGCAGUGUUUAUGGAUAAGGAUAUCAGAAUCUUAGCAUUCUCCCUGUUAGCUCAUUUUGGCUUUUGUGGGAUGAAUGGGUUAUAUCCCACAUCAUCUACUUGAAUGAGUAGACUCACAUCCUUCUGACUGUAGGCCAUCCUAAUCUUGCAGAAGAAACCACUGGAGUGAGCUGUAGCUCUUGUGAAAGAUGUUAGCUCAUGAUUUUCUGAAAAAGAAUGGGUCCAGUGUGAGAGAAACUGAAAUAUUUCAGCAAUAGCCAUGAAAUAUAAGAGUUUCCCAAGUGCUCAAGAAGUUAAUUGUUCAUUUAUGUUUGAUACUGGGAUUGAAACAUUGGAUUAAAACCAAUUAAAUGUUCCUAGAAGCAACAGAAAAAGUUUCCUGAUUUAUGAAUAGAACCAUUCAAAUAGCGCAGACACAAUCCAUGUAAAGUAAUGAGGUGUUUUGUUUUUUUGGCAAAGGAGAACACAAAACAGGCAUAGGGGAGUUCUUUAAAAAAAAAAAAAAAACCUCCUCUCUAAAAAUCUCUUUGGAUACAAGGUCAAUAAAAUAACAUACACUAGUAGGACGGAGUAAUGGGAAAUCUAGGGGUUCACUUCACAAGGAAAACAAUCCCCCUCCCCCAGGUGAGCAGUACAAUGAAAAUGCUCUGCUUAUUCUAUCAGGGUUACAUUCCUGAACUUAAGUCAACAUCCUAAGUUACAGAACGAAACAUGCUCUGCCUCUGCUUAGCAACCACAAAUCCUUCCUUCACCAGUUGCAUAUAUUUUGCAUGUGGCUUCUGAAGUACACAUUCCUUUAUUUUGAUCAGCGCCCCGAGUUAGGAAAGUAGCGCUUUAUUUUCCCAAAG
This is a messenger RNA of Panthera uncia (snow leopard), 4104 nucleotides long. RefSeq names its product EEF1A lysine methyltransferase 2 (gene EEF1AKMT2). Gene Ontology annotation, cellular component: cytoplasm. Lineage: Eukaryota; Metazoa; Chordata; Mammalia; Carnivora; Felidae. The record is from RefSeq and is a predicted model, not a curated record. Gene Ontology annotation, biological process: peptidyl-lysine dimethylation; peptidyl-lysine monomethylation. The transcript has 6 exons. The coding region runs from base 38 to 706 and encodes 222 amino acids. Gene Ontology annotation, molecular function: protein-lysine N-methyltransferase activity.